GAGGAAGUUCGUCAUCACGUUUCCAUAUUGCACGCUGGGUAAAUCGGCUUUCUCUUUCCGGCUGCAACACCAUCAAGUAAAUCAACAUGGGGGCAUAUCGCUAUAUGCAGGAGUUAUGGCGCAAGAAGCAAUCUGAUGUGAUGCGCUUCUUGCUGCGUGUGCGUUGCUGGCAGUACCGUCAACUGUCGAACCUUCAUCGAGCACCAAGACCAACCAGACCCGACAAAGCUCGCAGGCUGGGUUACAAAGCCAAACAAGGCUACGUGAUUUACCGUAUCCGUGUCCGCCGUGGAGGCCGUAAGCGCCCCGUACCCAAGGGCGCCACUUACGGAAAGCCAGUGAACCACGGUGUCAACCAACUCAAGUUCGCCCGCAGUUUGCAGUCCACUGCUGAGGAGCGUGCUGGCCGUCAUUGUGGCGCCCUGCGAGUGCUGAACUCCUACUGGGUGGGCGAAGAUUCAACCUACAAGUUCUUUGAGGUGAUCCUGGUGGAUCCCUUCCAUAAGACAAUACGACGCAACCCCGACAGCCAAUGGAUCACGAAGGCCGUGCAAAAGCACAGAGAGAUGCGUGGCCUGACGUCUGCAGGGAAGAAGAGCCGUGGGCUGGGCAAGGGCCACAAGUUCCACCAGACCAUUGGAGGCUCCCGCCGUGCUGCCUGGAGGCGCAGAAACACCCUGCAGCUGCAUCGUUAUCGUUAGAGCGUACACCAUCGCUAAUUGUGGAAAAAUAAAAGCUUUUUUGGUGAAA
Nerophis lumbriciformis (worm pipefish) is the source of this 750-nucleotide messenger RNA. It is a transcript of the gene rpl15, whose product is annotated as ribosomal protein L15. Gene Ontology annotation, cellular component: cytosolic large ribosomal subunit; ribosome. Gene Ontology annotation, molecular function: structural constituent of ribosome; RNA binding. Gene Ontology annotation, biological process: cytoplasmic translation. Lineage: Eukaryota; Metazoa; Chordata; Actinopteri; Syngnathiformes; Syngnathidae. The record is from RefSeq and is a predicted model, not a curated record.